AUGAAUGGAGCCGCGACUAGGAAAGGGGCGCCGCCUCCCCUCCAUGGCCUGGGGAGGUCCAUGACCGAGGGGUUCAACAAGCCGCGGUACACUCCCGUCAACGAUGCCGACCGGCCCCGGAUCUCUGCGCUUGUCGACCUGGAUGACCCUAUCCAGAUCCACCUCUUGAUGGAAACCGCUUUGAGUGAUAGCAAGCAAUGGGAGAUCCUGUCCCAAGAAGAGGUGGAUGACCUGAAGAAACAAACCCGCUCCCUGACAAUACGUAUCGACCAAGCCCGCGCCAACCUCGCGAUCCAGACAAAGUACCGCGAUGCCGCCGUAUCCAUGGCCCGCCUGUACAACCCAGGACACAGGAGACACAGCUCCCGUGAGGACAUUGCUGCCGCGAGGGAGGCCGAGGUGGAGAAGCAAAAUAGCGAGCGCCUUUGCAAUGAGCUUUCAUCCGAGCUUGCCUUGCUCGAGAACCAGCUGUUCAACUCCCAGCGCCGCCUACUACAACAUACCGCCGCCAUCUUGCAGUUGACACAUGGAGCGAGAAGGAGGAAUGCGCAGACACCCAAUGGCCAGGUCUUCGGCAAUUCGAUGAUGAUUAAUGGUAUGCCCGAGAGCCCCGAAAGCCUCUACACCUACACCAAUUCGCGGGACAGUAUCAGCAUGGAACCCAUUGGUGGUGAUGAUGGAUUCGACUGGCGGACAUUACACCCGUCAGAAGGAGGACCUGAGAGGUCGGUGAACCUCGCUCCUACCCCGGCGCCGGCUUUGACGAAUCUCGAAAUUCCACCAAAGUCGCCAAUCCGUGAGCAGACCAGCCAGUUGCGGGAGGAGAUGGAGCGGGUCAAGGAGGAGAACGAGAGACUCAAGGCCGCGGAGCAGAAGCUCAGGGAGACGGAGAACCAGCUCAGGGCUGGACAGCAGGAACUCUCAGCCGAGAACGAUGCUAUUCGUACCGAGAUCAACGGUCAAAUCAGGCUGUUUGCGGAGGCCGAGCAAAGACUGGAGAUGAUGAAUCACAAGCUGAGGGAUGUAAUCACCGAGAUCAACCCGUCCGCCGACGCUAAUCUUGAUGAUCCUGAGCCAGCUGCCGGCAACGGCCAAACACUUCCUGUCCAACUUGCCUACCUGGAGCGCGGUCUUGACAUGGCCAUGCACGAGCAGCAACUGAGGUCUGCAGCCAUCAACAGGGACUUGGAACUUGCCGGUGAUGCCUCCGCAGCCACCCUGUCCCAGGCCGAAAAGCGCAUCGAGGCCUUGAACAGGCGUGCUCACACCUUCCUGACGCAGACCAUUCCUGAUAUCGGCACAGCGGCUCCUCCUACGGCCUCUGAAGGAUCCAUGGACGAGCAGCUCGACUACCUCGAGACCAUCCUACGCACAAUCAGAGUUGAGAUGGGCCGUACACAAGGCUCGACCGCUAAUAACAAUAACGCCAACAGAUCCGACAGCGAGCAAGUCGAAGCCGUCCUCAUGGGUCUGUGGGAUAUCAUCCACACCGGCUUUGCAGAGAUUCAGCGCCAGAAGGCUGCUCGCCGCCAGAAGCGCCUGGAGAUGAACUUGGCCGUCGACGAGGAGGACGAGGAAUAUCUUUCCGGCAGCGACGAAGCCAUCGAUCCCAACGAGCAAUACUCUCUCCAGGGCUUCUCCGCCAAGGUACAAUGGCUCUAUGCCCAAGCCACCAGUCUCAAGGAGCAAAAAGCUGUGCUGCAAAGACAAAUCAAGCAGCAGCGCGAGCUCAACAACAAGAGCGGGUCAGAGAAGGAUGCUGAGCUCCGCGCCAAGAUGGAAGAACUCGAGAAGAUGCGCGGCCUCAUCGACGAUGCCGAGGCCCGCGUCCUCGAAGCAAAGGACAAGAUGGAGAACGCCCUCGAGCAAAUGGAGGCCAUGCAGCGCACAACCGCCGAGCGCGAAGAGGCCGCCAUGGCGCGCGGCGCGCAGCAGACGCAGGACAAGCUCAUGGAGCGCAACGCCGUCAUUGCCAACCUCGAGAGCAAGUUCAACGACGUCUCCACUCGCCUGGCCGAGACGGAAGCGGACGUGGUCGAUCUGCAGUCCCAGCUCCAGCAAUCCGCAAAGGCCAAGGCCGCCGCUGAGAAGGCCCAGAAGGACGCCGAGGACGUCGUCGAGGGCUUGCGCAAGGAAAUUAAGGACAAGGACGAGGAGCUCGAGCGCAUGAACAUGAUGCUCGUCGAGAUCAAGAUGGAGAUGACCAUCGCCAAGGCCGAGCUUGACGGGGCCUACGGCUCGCGCGCCGAGCGGGCCGCCCACGCAGCUGCCAUCAGCAACAAGAACGAGGUGGCCGAUCUGCAGGCGCAGGUGGCCAAGCUGAAGAUGGAGCUGGAGAGCACGCUCAAGGACUUUGAGGCCAUCACCAAGGAGUCGAUUGCCGCCGAGAAGGAGAAGCUCGACUUGGAGCAUAAGCUGGAUGACGCGACGCAGGCCAAGGAGUCGCUGGAGAGCGAAGUGGCGGAACUGAGAGAGAAGAUGGAGAGGGAGAUUAGCAGGCUCAAGGAAGAAUUGGAUAAGGAGCGUCUGAGACCACCGCCUAGUCCGGCGCUGAGCGCGGCGGGUAGUGCCGCCGGCGGGUUGUUGAGUCCGAGAAUGGGCGCGACGAUGCUCAGUGAGCAGUUUAGGGCGACGAUGAAGGAGGAGAGGAAGAGGUUCAAUGAGGAGAUGAAGGAGGAACUAGCCAAGCGUCGUAAACUGGAGGAGGAGCUGCGUGCCUUGAGGAGGACAACAUCAACAGGCGGUCUAAGUCCGGGGUUGAAGAGUCCGGCUGAUGCCGGGGCACUUAGUCCUAGUAUGUCAUGAUGACCGAGUCCUCUGAAGGCUUGGUUGGAUCUUGUUUAUAAACCAUUCUGAACGCAAA
Messenger RNA from Neurospora tetrasperma FGSC 2508, 2863 nucleotides. RefSeq lists its product as uncharacterized. The coding region runs from base 1 to 2805 and encodes 934 amino acids. NCBI's taxonomy places the organism in Eukaryota, Fungi, Ascomycota, Sordariomycetes, Sordariales, Sordariaceae. The transcript is spliced from 3 exons. The record is from RefSeq and is a predicted model, not a curated record.